AAUUAGCAGAGGUGCAAAUGAGCUUGUCUCUGACCAAGUGGAUCUGGCAAAUUUAGGUGGGACAGAAUUAAGUUUGGACCUGAAUCUCCGUAGCCUUGUAUGCCAUCACAGGAAACAUCCUGAAAUUUCAGUGUAUUUGCAUCCAGUUUUCCAGUUCUCCAAUGAGAGAAGUCUGUGCAGAAGAAGGAAGCUUGACUGGUGGUGUUUAGUGAUUUCUCAGAUAACAAGAGCUUCACAUUUCUGUGGAAUUCCCAUUUGCUUGUGAGCUGCCGCUGCCGCUCGCCUGAUUGAUAUAUGACUGCAAUGGCACUUUUCCAUUUGACAUUCUCUCUCUCUCUCUCUCUCUCUCUCUCUCUCUCUCUCUCUCUCUCUCUCUCUCUCUCUCCUGCUUAAACAACAGCCCUAACUUUUGUGUGUUGCAAAUAUAAAAGGCAAGCCAUGUGACAGGGGGACAGAAGAACAAAAGCAUUUGGAAGUAACAAGACCUCUUUUUCGCUCUGAGUUGCCGGAGUCCAAAGGAAGGUGAAAGCGACGCGUUUUGCAAAGCAGCCAUUCAGGGGAUGUUCUGAUGGAUUAUACCCUCCACAAAUGCCUAACUCAAAACCAGCAAUGACAAGCCAGAGACUUAGCACAGAGCUCUCGUUUUCCUCAAAAGGGACUGGCCCUCAGCCUUUAGAGUGCUUCUGAUGCUCUACCUCCCUCUACUGUAUUUCCCGAGAAGUUCUCCAAUGAUGGGAAAUCAUGUACUAGCCGCUUCCAUUUCCAUGCUGUCCCUUCUGGCAAUCAUGGGAGACACAGACAGUAAAACAGACAGUACUUUCAUGAUCGAUUCAGACCCAGACCGUUGCAUGAGGCACCAUUAUGUGGAUUCCAUCAGCCACCCUUUGUACAAGUGCAGUUCAAAGAUGGUGCUGCUAGCUCGUUGUGAGGGACGUUGCACUCAGACAUCACGCUCCGAACCAAUGGUGUCCUUCAGUACGGUCCUGAAACAGCCCUUCCGCUCCACGUGCCAUUGCUGCCAGCCACAGACUUCCAAGCUGAAAGCCAUGAGGUUGCGCUGCUCAGGUGGCAUGAGGCUCACAGCCACCUACCGUUACAUCCUCUCGUGCCACUGUGAGGAGUGCAACUCCUAGGAGCAAACCUUCUGCAGCAGAUAGAGCGGGAGAGACACAUGGUCUGCAGCAGAAUUCUCAGAAGCAACAGCAGCCAAGGGUCACCUUUUUGCCAACUUGCUAUUACAUGUCUCACACAACCAAGGCCAGUUAAGCAUGGAUUUAAUUUUCAGAGCUGCAGAAAGCAAAUCACGACGUUGCUUGGGAAUGUGCCAAAUCAUGAACAGACAUCAGAAUGUAUAUCUAUGCUGAAGGGGAAAAAAAACCCCUUUUGUGGUGGUGGAGGACUGGUUUUUAGAAACCUAUUUUUUCUUGGGAAAAUACUUUGGGUAGUUUUUCUGGUUCAGUAUUUCUUUAAAUCCUGAAUAAGGGCCCGUGAGAAACUAUGACUCUUCGUUUUGAGCACCCUGCCAGUAAAAGUAAAAAGAACAAAAGACAUUCUAGAAUAUGUACAUUGGAUGCUAUUAUGUGGGAAAUGUUUUAUUUUAGAAGAAGAGAAAGACUCCGUCCCUGUAUGCAGAAGCCUAUUGUAUCUUUUAAAUAUGCCCAUUAGUUUAUAUUGGCCUUGGAAAUGGACUGUAUUGAUGGUAAAAGUUAUAUUUUAUCUGGUCUGGCAGCCAAGUGCUGGACAAUUUAUUGUGGUUUAGGUGCAGUUACAAAAUAAAUAACAGAAAAUUUAUUGAA
Lacerta agilis (Sand lizard) is the source of this 1796-nucleotide messenger RNA. It is a transcript of the gene NDP, whose product is annotated as norrin cystine knot growth factor NDP. The transcript is spliced from 3 exons. The record is from RefSeq and is a predicted model, not a curated record. Gene Ontology annotation, biological process: Wnt signaling pathway. Lineage: Eukaryota; Metazoa; Chordata; Lepidosauria; Squamata; Lacertidae. Bases 687 to 1133 code for a protein of 148 amino acids.